This is a messenger RNA of Mytilus californianus (California mussel), 5144 nucleotides long. Its product is annotated as centlein-like. Gene Ontology annotation, cellular component: centriole; centrosome. Lineage: Eukaryota; Metazoa; Mollusca; Bivalvia; Mytilida; Mytilidae. Gene Ontology annotation, biological process: centriole-centriole cohesion; protein localization to organelle. The transcript is spliced from 39 exons. The record is from RefSeq and is a predicted model, not a curated record. The coding region runs from base 142 to 4059 and encodes 1305 amino acids.
UUACGGCAGUUGUUUGGCAGCGGGUUUCCAAACUUCCGGUUUGAUAUUUGAUUUUUUUUAAAGUCCAAAUCUUACUAUGAAGAACUUCCAGAAAAAGUAAUCUUUCACUGAAGAACAGAUGGGCUGAAAAAGGCCAAAGAAAUGGCUGGAAUGUAUGAUUAUGGUAUAGAUGAUGUAGGUAGUCUGAAGGCAGAAAUAAGAGCUUUGACAGAUGAUUUAAAACAAUGCCAGGCUGAUAAAGAUUUUGUUUGGUCAUUAUGGAAGAAGUUACAAGUUGCUAAUCCAGACAUUACACAGGCCAUCAGUUUAGUCCUUCAGAGAGAGAAAGAAAAGAGUGAAAUUAAGGACAGAAAAGUUUUGGAAGUUCUUCAAAUCAAGGAUGAGCGAAUUGAAGAGCUGCAACAUGCUCUUACACAGAAGUCUAGAGAGGUUGCAGAACUAGCUAUCAGAUCAAAUGUUAAUGAAGAUUUGAACAAGUUUCAAAAUGAGGUUGAUAGACUGAGAGAGAAAAAUGCAAAUUUAGAGCUACAGGCAAACGUAUCGCUUAGAAGUUUUGAAAACAGGGAAAGAACAUUAGAUGAUGUCCGUAGAGGUACAAUUGAAAAUUCUGAGAGGGAUCGAAUGGAUUUGGAGCAGACAGUUAAAGAGCUGAAACAGAAACUAGACAGUGAAAGAUCAAAUAGAGCAGAAAGUGAAGCUAAUAGGAUGACACUAGAAAAUCAAGUCAUGCUAUUGGAACGAGAUGUGACAGAUAAAGUAAGAAAAUUUGAAGGAAUGAUUUCUGAGCUUGAUGAAGCAAAGAAAUUACUGCAGCAGUAUGAGAGUCAAAUGAACCAAACUCACAGAGAUAUCACAUACAAAAACCAUGAGUUGGAAAAUGUGAGACGAGAAUUGUCAGAGCUAUGGAGCAGUCACAAUCAACUAACAGAACACUCAAGCCAGCAGGCAGACUUGAUCAGACAGUUACAGUCCUUACAACAAGAUACUCAGAAAAUGUUAAAGAGUCAGGAAGAUGCCUACUCCAUGGAAGCUGUCUCUAUUCAAGAUAUGUAUAGUGAACUGUCCGACAGAUAUGAGAAGGCAAAGAGGACUGAAGCAGACCUGAGAGCUCAGCUACAUUCUGUUAGAAAAGAUCUUUUGGAUAAAGAUGAUGUGGUGGCCCAAUUACAAAGCAGAGUGGAUUCUUUCUCCAAACUUCAUUCUAGAGGGGCAUCAGCACUGGAUGGAAGUUUUAUAUCUGAUAAACUGGUACAUAAUGAUGAGCCUUUUAUGGACUUUGAAUACAAAAUUAAACGUCUGGACAGAGAAGUUGCUCUACUAAGAGACAAACUAAAUGAAAAAGAAAGAUAUAUUGAUAGAUUAGAAAAGAAGAGGGAUCAUUCAGUGAUAGAGUUUGAUGUUAGUCACUUAAAUCAUCAUGAACGUACUCACUCUACCCCAUCCCGAGGUCUGAAAGACUAUCGUAGCAUAGCAACAAGUCCAAUGAAAGACACCACAGUAAAUUCAAGGGCAAGGUCAAUGUCACCUGUCAGAAAUCCAAAGGGAUCUAAAUACCAGAUCAUACAAGCUGAGAGAAGAGUUGAAGAUUAUAAAAAUAUGCUUAAGCUGAAGAACAGAGAAUUAGAGGAAUUAAAGACAGCCCAUGCCAAGAGAUUAGAAAGACUAAAGAAUGUCCAGGCAGAUUAUAAAAUUGUUAAAGAUCAACUCAGAGCUCUAGAAUCUUCAGAUAGAUUUAGUUCUAAAUCAAAAGGACAAAAGAAGAAAAGAAGUGAUCCUAAAGACCUUCGUCAUGAAGACAGUAAAGCUGUAUGGAAUGAACUGGCCUACUUUAAAAAUGAGAACAGAAACCUUGUGGUUGAAAGAAUGGCCAUGGAAGAAGACAUAGAUUCCAUGAAGGUUAAAGCCAGUCAGGAUGCUGCUUCUAUACAUGAACUUAGAAUAGCUGUUGAACAGGAAAAAGAAGAAAGGAGACAUGAUAGAAGGAAGACUGAUCAGAGACUUCAGGACAGAACUGAUUCACAGUCAGAACUGACUUUGCUAAGAUCUGAGAUGCAGAGUAAGACUAUUGCUCUUAACAGUUUAGAAAGGGAAUUGAGAGAUGUCAGAGAAAGUCGAGAUCAACUACAAGGAGAAAAGAGAAUGUUGAAGUCAGAGUCAUUAGAGUUAAAGCAACAGGCUGCACAACAUAGAAUGGAAGUAGCUGAUCUGAAAAGGGAGAUAAGCAGACUGGAAAGAUCUGUUGAUGACGAGAAGCAUGUCAAAGAAAAGCUUGAGCGUGACAAUAUUGAACUUGGUCACAAGAUUGAAAUGGGACAGAAGUAUGUCAUGUCUACUAAGACAGGAUUAAAGGGGAAGAAGAGGGACCCAAGGAGCCGGAGCCAGGUUGCCAAACAGAAUUUAAACCUACAAGGUCAACAGUACCAGAAAUCAUUAAACAAAAGUAUUGAUAAGAUGAAGAGAGUGUUUAGAAACUUUGAAGAUGAAGGAUGGGAAGAGAUCUCUGAAGAUGUUGAAGAUGAAGAGACAGAAAGUGAUACAUUAGGUCAAGCUAUUGUGUCAUUGUCCAGAUCUACUAAUGAGGAUAGUCCUCCUGGAUAUAGGGGGAAACGAUCUGGUAGACCAGUACAUAGAAUCAACAGAGUUUCUCUGAGGAACCAGAGAGGAGGCAGACCUAAUGGUAAAAAUACUGGGGCAUAUUCCAGUAGUAGUGGUACAAAUACUAGAACUGUGGUAUUAAGAGAGACAGCCACCUCACCAAUGCCCUCCCCAGUGAGGGAACUUAAAGCCUCAUCCUCUCCUAGGAAUAGUGAACAGAAAUUUAACCAUAAUCAACUCCUACGACAACUGAAACAUUUGAAACAGAGAGUUGUACAGCUUCAGCAACAGGUAACAACGCUAAGAGAAGCUAAAUCUGUUGCAAAGAAAUCUUUGGAGGACAACAAAGAUACCAGUACACAGUUACAAACAGAUCUGUCUCAAGCUAAUAAAAGAUUACAGAUGGCAAAACAAACUAUACAGAAACUGACAACUGAUGUUGAGAAAGUACAACACGAGAAAGGACAACUGGAAGUAUUACUGGCUUCUAAAGACACUGUAACAGAUAAACAUUCAGAACAAGAUUGGAAAUUAUUAGAAACUAGACUUAAGGCAUCAUCAAAUGAGAUAUGUAGACAGUCUGCACAGAUGAGACAGUUAAAACAAGAUAAUGAUAUGUUACAGGAACAAAAUCGUAAUCUACAGGACAGAAUAAAUCGAUUAGAAAGAGAUACAAGCCAGAAGAGAACACUGUUAGAAGAACAGAGGUCAAAGUUAAAACAAGUUCAAUCUAGUGCAAAAACAGAUGCUAAUGCCGUUGAAGAAUUAGAGACAAAAAUCAAAUUGUUACAAGAAACAAUUGAUAAAAAUAAAACUCAGGUUGAAUCACUGAAGAAAAGGUUGAGUGCAGUAACAAGGGAAAAAAGAGAUUAUGAGGAAAGGUUCCUUAAAUUAACAAAUGAGUUAGAGAAAAAGACAAAACAGUUGAUAGACACUCAGAAUAAGAAGAUGGAACUAGAGUCAUCAGUGGGUGAACUAGAAAACACAGCACAGCAACAGUUGAGAGGACUAGCUACACAAAGUGAAAUGGCUAUUGAAGCAGCACAAGAUAAACUGACCAAUGCUUAUAGACAGAUACAAAACUACCAACAGUUCAUUAAGUCACUUGGCCAUGACUUAAUAAAAAAGACCAGUAGGACAAGAUCUGAAGCCCGUGAAUCAUUAAACAAAAGAGAAAGAGAUGUCAAUCGUGAAGCUAACUCCUCCUUACAAAAGGCACAGAGUCUAGCUAAAAAUAUCCUCAACCUUAGCCAAUCAGAUAUAGAUGAUAUUAUGAGUGCAGAUGGCGAUCCAGAGAGGAUGGCAAUGGAUGAUAUGAGUGAUGACAAACGAAGAGACAAGAGAUGGUUGAAAAAAUGUGAAAAACUUGUUGUCAGUAAGGAUGAUUUUGUCGUACCAUUAGUAGAACUGUUUGUACAGAAGAUGGAAGAAAGAGUUGAACUCUUGAGUCAGAUGUACUCCUGAUAUUUUACAUUGUUGAGACAUUGUGCAUUUAUGUAAUACACAACUCAGGUUUAACAAUCAUAAUUAUUUUCAUAUUCAUGGGAUAUCAGCAAAACUAAUAAUGCAAUGAAAGAAAUAUGCAAAUAUUGGAAGUUUUACAAAUUGUAUAUUGGAAUGAAGUGAUCUGAAAUUGUGAACAAUUCUUGGUGUGUACCAAUUAAAGCAGCAUUAUGAAAUAGGCUUCUGGUUCCAAAGAAUUUUUUCAUCAUCAGGGUGUAUAAUUGGUCUUUCUGUAUAAGUAUAUUAGUAUAACCAACAAGCACUGUUAUAACUGUGAUAUUUGUACAUUCCGUCCACUUUGAAUAUAGAGUAGACCUACAUGUAUUCGAAAUGCUUAUUUUUUAUGUAAUUACACAUCAAUGUCACUUGUAAAUUUCAACAGUUGUAAUUUAAAAUUGCAGAUAGAAAACAGCUUCUUUUUCUUCCUUUUUUUGAAUGUACAUAUAUAACAAGACAGGUGCUAGUGCUAUAAUUUUGUUAUAAAUAUUUUUUCAUAAAAGGAAAUGUUGAUAUUUUUUAAUCUUAAUUUAACUUAUAAAAUACUUUAUAUCUUAUUAUACCAGAAGGGAGUUAAUACAAUUCCUUCCUCACAAAAAGCUUUGUUAAAGGAUUGAUACUAAUAAAAAACAGUAUAAAGAAUUUAAAAAUAAAAGAUAUUUUAUAUUUAUUCAUGACACAAAAUCCCUACAUGGACUUCACAAUACUUAAAGCAAAGGAACAGCUCUUUCAUUGUUGGUCAUUGAUUGUUAGGGGAUAUAUUUGUUUAGAAAUUUUUUGGAGGAGGUAUGUAAGAAAUCUGCUUAAGGGCACUACAUAACAAUACCACUUACUGGUAAGAUUUCACCAACUUUCUUUUAUAUUAGAAAUUAAGUAUUCAAAAAGAUUAAAAAUACAUACAGGACAUUAAUUGUUUAAAAGAGAGAUAACAUAAUUGGUAUUAGAACUGUACUAAUGAGUGUUGUAGAUUAAGUUAGACCUAUAUAUUUUUGGGGUAUUUGUAAAUAUUUUUAUCAUUUAUUUAUGUAAUAAAAGAGAAAAUGCAUUAA